Micromonas commoda is the source of this 1464-nucleotide messenger RNA. RefSeq lists its product with no specific name. Lineage: Eukaryota; Viridiplantae; Chlorophyta; Mamiellophyceae; Mamiellales; Mamiellaceae. Gene Ontology annotation, molecular function: protein binding. The coding region runs from base 1 to 1464 and encodes 487 amino acids. The transcript is spliced from 2 exons. The record is from RefSeq and is a predicted model, not a curated record.
AUGGUGUUGAAUCUCAGCGGAAAUCAGCUGACGAGCGUGCCGGCGGAGAUCGGGCAGCUCACAUCGCUGGAGAGGUUGUGCCUCAACGACAAUCAGCUGACGAGCGUGCCGGCGGAGAUCGGGCGGCUCGCGUCGCUGACGGAGUUGUAUCUCGAAGACAAUCAGCUGACGAGUUUGCCGGCGGAGAUCGGGCAGCUCGCAUCGCUGGAGUGGUUGUGCCUCAUUGACAAUCAGCUGACGAGUGUGCCGGCGGAGAUCGGGCAGCUCGCAUCGCUGGACGGGUUGUACCUCGGCAAAAAUCAGCUGACGAGCGUGCCGGCGGAGAUCGGGCAGCUCACGUCGCUGGGGUUGUUGGGCCUUGACAACAAUCAACUGUCGAGCGUGCCGGCGGAGAUCGGGCGGCUCACUGCGCUGAAGGGGUUGGACCUCCAGAAAAAUCAGCUGACGAGCGUGCCGGCGGAGGUCGGGCAGCUCACGUCUCUGGAGGCGUUGCGCCUCCAACACAAUCGGCUGACGAGCGUUCCGGCAGAGAUUGGGCAGCUCGCGUCGCUUGAGAAGUUGUACGUCGCCGACAAUCAGCUGACGAGCAUGCCGGCGGAGAUCUGGCGGCUCACGUCGCUGAGGGAGUUGUAUCUCGAAGACAAUCGGCUGACGAGCUUGCCGGCGGAGAUUGGGCAGCUCGCGUUGCUGAAGGAGUUGUGGCUCAACGACAAUGAGCUGACAGGUUUGCCGGCGGAGAUCGGGCAGCUCACAUCACUGAGGGGAUUGUACCUCUACGGCAAUCAGCUGACGAGCGUGCCGGCGGAGAUCGGGCAGCUCAUGUCGCUGAGGGAGUUGUACCUCCAAGGCAAUCAGCUGACGAGUGUGCCGGCGGAGAUCGGGCAGCUCACGUCGCUGGACGUGUUGAACCUCAGCGGCAAUCAGCUGACGAGCGUGCCGGCGGAGAUCGGGCAGCUCACCUUUCUGGGGUGUUUGGAUCUCAGCUACAAUUAUCUGACGAGCUUGCCGGCGGAGAUCGGGCAGCUCAUGUCGCUUCGGCUGUUGGACCUCGACGACAAUCGGCUGGCGAGCGUGCCGGCGGAGAUCGGGCAGCUCAGAUCGCUGAGGGAGUUGUUCCUCAACGGUAAUCUGCUGACGAGCGUGCCGGCGGAGAUCGGGCAGCUCACGGUGAGGGAGUUGUACCUUGAAAACAAUCAGCUGACAAGCGUGCCGGCGGAGGUCGGGCAGCUCGCGGCGCUGGAGCAGUUGAAUCUCAGCCGCAACAAGCUGACGAGCGUGCCAGCUGAGAUCGGGCUGCUCACGUCGCUGAGAUGGUUGUUGCUCAACGGCAAUCAGCUGACGAGCGUGCCGGGGGAGAUCGGGCAGCUCACGUCGUUGAGGCUUUUGUUCCUCUCCUCUGGCGAGCCUGCUGCGAUACGCAAGCUCAGAGAGGCGGGUUGCAAAGUGGUGAUGGUGGACGAUUGA